Messenger RNA from Musa acuminata subsp. malaccensis (wild Malaysian banana), 2069 nucleotides. RefSeq names its product patatin-like protein 6. The record is from RefSeq and is a predicted model, not a curated record. NCBI's taxonomy places the organism in Eukaryota, Viridiplantae, Streptophyta, Magnoliopsida, Zingiberales, Musaceae. Gene Ontology annotation, biological process: lipid metabolic process.
CCACCACCUGCAUCUGUUCCCUCCAUUUCCCAUCUCUCUUUCUUCCCGUCUUUCCUCGCGUGCUCUGUCAAAAAGGGAAGAGGAAGAAGGUAAAAGCAGAGAAUCCCGCCUACUGCUGCUGAGAAGACCUCCAUCCAUCCAUUCUGAAGCUGCAGAAAAAGGAAGACCGACCAAGUGAAGUGAAAGGGAGUAGGAACGCAUGCAGGCCGCCUUCUGCUGCCAUCUUUUUUUGGAAUGGUGGAGUCCGGUUUGGUCGUUACCACCGCACCCCCUUGCCGCUGUUUAGCUCGCAACAGUUGCGCGACACCUCCCCCUCUCAUGUCAUAUAUAAGGACUUGUCCUUGUCCCCAACAACAAUGACGAGCAUGAAGCAAGAAGAAUAGAGAAGGCCCAAGGAAUAUGGGGAGAGAAGGGGGAGAGGAGGUGCCCGCUGCCGACGAGAUGAUGGUCACAAUGCGCCUGGUGAAGAAGAAGAAGAAGAAGAAGAUGGGCGGUGGCGUCGAGAACAAGGAAGGCAAAGGGGAGGAGGAAGAGGAGGAGCCGAGCAUCCACACCGACAAGCUUAGCUACGAGAUGUUCUCCGUCAUGGAGGACAAGUUCCUCUUUGGCUGCGACGACCACGAGCUCUGGGUCCCAAAGGCGCCUCCUUUGCCUUCCCCCGUCAAGAGCCAGAGGGGCAAGGUCUGCGUGCUCUGCAUCGACGGUGGCGGCGGCGGUGGGAUGCGCGGCAUCCUGUCAGGGAAGGCCCUUGCGUACCUUGAGCAGGCCAUCAGGUCCAGGUCCGGCAACACCGACGCUCGGAUUUCCGAUUACUUCGACGUCGCAGCCGGUACCGGCAUCGGAGGCGUCUUCGCUGCCAUGCUCUUCGCUACCCGCGACGGCGCCCGCCCGAUCUUCCACGCCGACGAUACCUGGCGUUUGCUAGCCGACCAUGGCAAAAUCCUCUUCCCAAAGGAUUCGCCUUAUGCCUGCUCGUCCUCCCGUAGCUUCUUCCGCCGCAUCUUCCGAGGCGGGGAAGAAGGGAGAACCGCGGCGGCGGCGACAGCAGCGAUGGAGAAGGUCAUGAAGCAGGCGUUCGGGGAGAGAUUGACGCUGCGCGACACGGUGAAACCGGUGCUUAUCCCAUGCUACGACCUGCGCAGCUCCGCGCCGCUCGUGUUUUCGCGCGCAGACGCAUUGGAGAGCGAGAGCUUCGACUUCCGGCUGUGGGAAGCGUGCCGGGCGACGUGUGCGGAGCCGGGCCGGUUCGAGCCAGCGGAGAUACGGUCGGUGGACCGCGCCACCGCCUGCGUCGGCAUCGACGGCGGUCUAGCGAUGAGCAACCCGGCGGCAGCGGCCAUCACCCACGUCCUCCACAACAAGAAGGAGUUCCCCUUCGUCCGAGGCGUCGAGGACAUCAUGGUCCUGUCCCUCGGCUGCGGUGCCUCCACCGUGCCGGAACUGGAGCGGUUGCGGCGGUGGAGCGCCAAGGAGUGGGCCCGGCCAGUCGCCCGGAUCGCUGCCGACAGCGCCGCCGACCUGGUGGACCAAGCCGUGGCGCUCGCCUUCGGCCAGUGCAGGAGCUCCAACUACGUGCGCAUUCAGGCGAACCCUUCAAGCAUGGGGAGAGGUGGUGUGGACGUGGACUGCGAUCCGAGCCCUGCAAAUGCGAAGGUAUUGUUGGAGGCAGCUGAAGAGAUGCUGAAGCAGCAGAACGUGGAGUCGGUGCUGUUUAGUGGCAGGAGGAUCGGAGAGCAAACCAACAUGGAAAGGCUGGAUUGGUUUGCAGGGGAGCUCGAGCUGGAGCACCGCCGGCGGAGCUGCAGAGUAGUAGCUCCCACCAUCGCAUUCAAGCAAGCAGCUUCCACGUCCACCUAGACUUGGAUUAAGCUACGAGUAAGAACUAAUCAUCAUCAUCUUCUUCUUCUGCCAUUGUUGUGUUGCUAUGCAGUGUUCACCUGACGAUUGAUAGAGUGGCUCCUCCUUGCUAAAAAUAUUUUGAAUUGAUACUCGAAGAAAAUAUUUUGAAUGUAAGAGAAACUGCCUGCACUUCAAGAAAAAUAAUACUUCAAGAAAGUAUUUUGAAUCGA